This is a messenger RNA of Aquila chrysaetos chrysaetos, 989 nucleotides long. It is a transcript of the gene TAF10, whose product is annotated as TATA-box binding protein associated factor 10. Gene Ontology annotation, molecular function: RNA polymerase II general transcription initiation factor activity; promoter-specific chromatin binding. Bases 20 to 613 code for a protein of 197 amino acids. Lineage: Eukaryota; Metazoa; Chordata; Aves; Accipitriformes; Accipitridae. The transcript is spliced from 5 exons. Gene Ontology annotation, biological process: transcription initiation at RNA polymerase II promoter. Gene Ontology annotation, cellular component: nucleus; transcription factor TFIID complex; SAGA complex. The record is from RefSeq and is a predicted model, not a curated record.
UGUCGCGCGGCGGCGGGCGAUGAGCGGCAGUGCCGAGGCCGACCCCGCGGCCGCGGCCCCGGCCGCCCCGGCGCCGCCCGCGCCCGUCCCCGCCGCCGACAACAAGCCCAGCCCGGCCGCCGUCGGCAGCGGCGUUCCCGGGGCGGCCCCGGGCGCGGUGGGCGGCGCGGCGCGGGGAGCCGAGGGCGGCGCGGCUGGCGGCAGGGGCCCCGUGCCUGUCUCCGCAGCGGUGGCUGCAGCUCCCCCGGAGGGGGCUAUGUCCAACGGGGUCUACGUGCCACCCAGCGCGGCCAAUGGGGACGUGAAGCCGGUGGUCUCUACGACGCCGCUGGUGGACUUCCUCAUGCAGCUGGAGGAUUACACGCCCACGAUCCCCGAUGCUGUCACGGGCUAUUACCUCAACAGAGCGGGAUUCGAGGCCUCUGAUCCACGCAUCAUUCGUUUGAUCUCUCUGGCCGCACAGAAGUUUAUUUCUGACAUUGCCAACGAUGCGCUGCAGCACUGCAAGAUGAAGGGAACAGCCUCGGGCAGCUCCCGCAAUAAGAGCAAGGAACGCGUGAGUAGCUGCACGUCAUCAGACGGAGGGCCAUCUAGCCCUGCGUCCUCCCUCUGACAGCGACCAAAACUCUGAUGCUUGGGGAAGAGCAUAAACGGGGAGUGAGCGUGUAGCGGUAGUUUCUGGGAAUUCUCCCAGUCAUCAUCCGUUUGUGGUUCGGGGGCCUCGUGAGGGUGAUGUUAUUUAUCUUUAUAGCACUGAGUAAUGCUCAACGUCUUUCUGUCCCUUGAGCAGCUGUGGGCACAGAGCAAACGAAAUGUGCGGUACCUAAGAGCUGGUUAAUGCCCCAAACACUGGCCUGCAGCUGCUUCUGGGAGUUGUGCACAUAUGGGUCACCACAGCUUGUAGGGGAAAAAUCCUUAAACCCCCAAGGUUUUGAGGAAUGCCUGGCAGCUUAGCUCGUCCUUGCUGUGACUGACACUACUCCUUGUCC